UCCUCUCAGAAAGCAUCAGAUCAUGUAACUGGGUCAAACCAGUCAAAAGGACUUUGCUUUGCUUCAGUUUGACUUUUGUUCUGCUGUCAGUCUGAGCAGAAAAUAUUGGAGUAACAUUUGGUUAUGCAGUUGGUCAGUAUGUGUGGAAAUAUAUUCAGGCUUUCUCUGCUUUUGCUGCUGCUGGGUCAAUGCACAGCUGUUGAAGUGACUCAAGAGAAAACAUUGGAGUCCGGAGGAGCAGAUUCCACUCUUCUCUGCUCAAACCAAACACUCACUGACAUCAGUACUGUAGUAUGUCACAAAAAUAGAGUUAUACAUGAGGGUCAUGAGUGUAGAGUUUCACACGACGUUGAGUCAAAUCAGACCAACAACACUUGUGACCCCAGAGUCACACUGCAGAUAGAGAAUGACAGAGUGUGUCUACACAUCACCAACAUACAACCAUCUGAUGAAGGGAACUACACCUGUCAGUGUGGAUAUAAUGGGGGACGGGAUUAUAAAGACAUACAUAUCUCUGUCAAUGGACACCAAGUGCAACAGGCCACAGACAACGGUCUCUUCUAUUGGGGGAUGAUAACAGGCGUUGCAGCAUGUGUAGCUGUCCUGGUGUUUGGUGGCGUAAUCAUGGGGAAAAUUCAUCUCAGAUCACAGCUACAAGUGUCUGGAAACGUCAAGGAGGAGGAGCAACGGGACAUCGAACCCUACAGCACAUUCACAAGGAAAACCAAUGGGCUUUACUCAACUCUCCAGCAGCUUAACCCCUGACCCUGAUCCUCUUGCACUGUUGACCAAUGAUGACAUGGUAUUAGACACAUUUUUUGUAACAUACAGCUUAUACAGUGGAGUGGUAGAUAUACAUUUACUGUGCAUAUUUUGAUUACUGAAAAGGCCCUUUGAAAGUCUGCCUAUUGUUUUCCUGUCUGACUUGCCAUACAUCAGCCUCUCCUUCACUGUAGAUGUUCUGUGGUUGUUGUAAAUAUCAACACAUACUGUCUGCAGGCUGCACAUCUGUUAUGGAAAUACAAGUGUUAAAUACAUGUUUCAAAAUUAUAGCUGUUCUGUUGUUGCUUUCUGAUAGAACAAAGCAUGUUUCUGUGGAGAUCACCUGAUCUCAAAGUCAUAAACUUUCCACCAGGUGUCAGUGUACUGUUAUAAAACUGCCUCUAUAUUCAUACUGUAAUUUUAGAAAACAGAAUAUUAAUGCAGACAUUUCAAAUUUGUAACAUAUUGUAUGUUUUAUACACAUAUUAUUAUAAAUAUUGGUAAUAAAACAAACAAAAGAACAAUAUGUGAUUUAUAUUCUGAUUUAUUAGAACUGCAUUUCCCCAAAAAACAAAUUCAUGUGUGUAUUCUAUGUACUUCUGUGAAUGCAGGGCCUGUCUAUUAAAUGACUUAACUGUU
Molecule: messenger RNA, 1401 nt
Organism: Oncorhynchus masou masou (cherry salmon)
Lineage: Eukaryota; Metazoa; Chordata; Actinopteri; Salmoniformes; Salmonidae
Exons: 5
Coding region: 124-765 (213 amino acids)
Biological process (GO): regulation of neuroinflammatory response
Molecular function (GO): signaling receptor activity
Source: RefSeq, a predicted model, not a curated record